GGGAGCGGCGAAGAGGGAGGAAGACAGGACCAUGUCGAAGGGCCCCGGGCCUGGCGGCUCCGCGGCUUCCUCGGCGCCCCCGGCCGCCACCGCCCAGGUGCUGCAGGCGCAGCCCGAGAAACCGCAGCACUACACGUACCUAAAGGAGUUUCGCACAGAACAGUGCCCGCUCUUUGUGCAGCACAAAUGUACCCAGCACCGGCCCUACACCUGCUUCCACUGGCACUUUGUUAACCAGCGUCGCCGUAGGUCCACGCGCCGAGAUGGCACCUUCAUUAGCCCUGACAUCUACUGCACCAAGUAUGAUGAGACACAGGCUCUGCCAGAGGGAGAUGAGUGCCCAUUCCACAGAACCACAGGGGACCCCGAGCGACGGUACCACCUACGCUACUACAAAACUGGAAUCUGCAUCCAUGAGACUGAUUCUAAAGAAAAUUGCACCAAAAUGGCCUGCAUUGGCGCCUUUGCCCAUGGGCCCCAUGAUCUCCGCUCUCCUGUCUAUGACAUCAGGGAGCUCCAGGCCAUGGAGGCCUUACAAAAUGGUCAGACCGCAUCUGAGGGGAGUAUUGAGGGUCAGUCAGCUGUGGCCGCAAGCCACGCCAUGAUAGAGAAAAUCCUUAGUGAGGAGCCACGGUGGCAAGACACAACCUGUCUAGGGAAUUACAAGAGCUGAGCAGUGCAGAAGCCUCCUCGGCUCUGUCGCCAGGGAUACGCCUGCCCGUACUACCAUAACAGCAAAGACAGACGGCGGAGCCCCAGGAAACAUAAGUACAGGUCCUCCCCUUGCCCAAGUGUGAAACACGGGGAUGAGUGGGGCGACCCUGGCAAAUGUGAAAAUGGAGAUGCCUGCCAGUACUGUCAUACUCGAACGGAGCAACAGUUCCACCCGGAGAUCUACAAGUCCACCAAGUGUAACGACAUGCAGCAGUCGGGCAGCUGUCCCCGAGGUCCUUUCUGCGCCUUUGCCCAUGUUGAACGUAUGCUAUGCCAACUCCCCCCUCUUGGUGAGGACUUUCAGUCUUCUUCAGCUGUUCCCAGUCCUACACAGGCUGGCACCGUGAUGUACAUGCCAUCAGCAGCAGGGGACUCGGUGCCCGUGAGCCCCUCCAGCCCGCAUGCCCCAGACCUUAGUAAUAUACUUUGUAGGAACAGCAGUCUGGGUAGCCCAUCUAACCUCUGUGGCUCUCCCCCGGGCACCAUCCGGAAGCCACAGAACAUAGAAGGCAUCAGCUUUCCCGGGGAGGCGAGCCCGGCACCUGGGAGCUACAAGAAGGCACCUGGCUUUGAGAGGGAGGACCAAGCUGGAACUGAAUAUCUGAAAAGCUUCAAAUGCCAGGCCAAAAUAAAGCCCCACUCUCUGGAACAUAGGAGUCAGGAGCAGUCUCUGAUGCAGCCCAAACAGGACAUACUGGGCAUCCUCCCAGUGGGCAGCCCCCUGACCUCCAGCAUCUCUUCUAGUAUCACUUCCAGCUUGGCGGCCACCCCUCCCAGCCCCGCAGGCCCCAGCAGUGUCCCUGGCAUGAAUGCAAAUGCCUUGCCCUUCUACCCUACUAGCGACACAGUGGAAUCGGUCAUAGAGUCUGCCCUUGAUGACUUGGACCUGAAUGAGUUUGGAGUAGCUGCCCUGGAAAAGUCAUUCGACAACAGCACAGUGCCUCACCCAGGUGGCAUCAUGAUUGGUGGCAGUUUGUUACAGAGCUCUGCCCCUGUGAACAUCCCUGGCUCCCUGGGCAGCUCGGCUUCCUUCCAUUCUGCCUCUCCCUCCCCUCCUGUCAGCCUUUCCUCACACUUCCUCCAGCAGUCCCAGGGCCACCUGAGCCAAUCAGAAAACACUUUCCUGGGGACCUCAGCAUCACAUGGAUCAUUAGGUUUAAAUGGCAUGAACAGCAGUAUCUGGGAGCACUUUGCCUCUGGGAACUUCUCCCCAGGCACGUCGCCAGCAUUUCUGUCGGGCCCAGGGGCUGCUGAGCUAGCCAGGCUCCGACAAGAGCUGGAUGAGGCCAACGGAACCAUCAAGCAGUGGGAGGAGUCAUGGAAGCAGGCCAAGCAGGCUUGCGAUGCCUGGAAGAAGGAGGCCGAGGAGGCCAGUGAGCGGGCUAGUGCUGCUGGCAUGGAGUGUGAGCUGGCCCGGGAACAGCGGGAUGCCCUGGAGGUCCAGGUGAAGAAACUUCAGGAAGAGCUGGAGCGACUGCACUCUGGGCAGGACCCCCAGACCCUGUGUUCCUUCUCCGACCUAGAGGCCCUCUCCCUCUCCACCUUGUAUUCCCUCCAGAAGCAGCUCAGAGCCAACCUGGAGAGAGUGGAAAAGGUGGUAUUCCAGAUGCAGUCACCUGCAAAAUGUCUCAAGUGUCAAGAGCAGCAUCGGGUGGUGCUACAGUGCCAACACACCGUGCUGUGUGAGCUGUGUGCAGAGGACAGCGAGUGCCCAGUCUGCCACCCGAGCUGUGUCCGCCCGCCCCUCCAGUCAUGACCCACCAGGCAGGAUCACAGCACAUAGAACUUUUUAAAGUACAUAUAUAUGUGUGUGUGUGUCUGUGUGUGUGUAUGUACACAUACACACACACAGGCGCACACACAGACACACACACACACAUAUAUAUAUGUGUGUCUGUGCGUGUGUGAGGACAGAUGUAUGAAGGGUGUCUGUGUGUAUAUCUGUAUAUAGAUAUAGACACACACUUAAAACAGAGCUGAGUUACCAAGCACUUUUAACAAAAUAUUUUGCAGCCCUAUCCCUGCCCACUCCCCUCCCUUUCCUGCUUUAGAAACAAAUUUGUCCCCCACCCCAAGCCCCUGCGGCAGAGUCUCUUUAUGUCUCUUUUUUAAAUUUAGGAAAUAAGUUUUAAAAAAAUCUUUAUUGGGACAAAAAACAAUUGAGGGGGACCUCUUCCUUGGAGGUCUAGGCUCCUGGGGAAGCAGAAACCCAGAAAAGGUGGGCCUAUCCCAAGGUCCCCCCCCCCCCUGCCCCUAACCUGAGGGACCAUAGACACUAGUCUUGGUACCAUCACCUUUUUAAAGUAGGAAACUCUUGGAAUCCUGAGGUGAUUCUGAGUUGUUGGAGGUGAUGAGGGUGAUGGUGGCUGAGAAACUUCCACUAAAGUGUGUUGUAUUUUUUAAAAUAAGAUUUGCAUUCUAAUCAGCUGAAGAGCUGGCUGGCCCUGAGCAGUGGAGAGCCCACCCAUUGGAACCCUAGAGGGGUCGCCCAACAGUUCUCUGCCUUCCAAAACUUAGAGGUGUCUCAGUGUUCCCUUGUGGCGGCAGAAGGUUAAGAAACUCUUUCAAAAUGUUAGAAAUUAAGAGGGUGUCGGGGGAGAGAAAGCCUGCUGCCCUGAACGGUUCCUGAAUGGAGGGCUUGGGGUGGAGAGCAUAGCAGAAGUAGGGUCAGUGGUGCUGUCUUUUGUAAUCUCCCCUUCUCUCUAGCACUUUUCCCGGGGCCCUUGCCAGUCCAGGGCCCUCCAUUCUCACAAGUUGUUCUAAUCUAUGAAUGAUGGAGGCCGCCCGAGGCCACUAGUAAUGCAGUAACCAGGACAUGGGGACCCCUGUACCAACACAGUGUCCCAAAACUCUGGGCUCCCUUCCAGAAACCCCCAUUGACAAGUGUCCAGUGGGCACGUGUAGGAGUGCAUGGUGAGUGCCUGUACUCACACUCACGUGUAAAAUCUGUGGGCCGUGUGUAUGUGGCAUGGGCAGGGUUUUCACAAACCUUGGCUAGGUAUUUGGGCUCCAGCUCUGUAUUUUUUUGCAUUCUGGUGGCAUGGGGUAGACUGGGGAUUGGCCCAGGAAACUUGUCCCUAAGAUUGCUGGUACUAAUCUUUCUGUGCCCCCCUGGCUUUGCCCUCUGUUGCCCCUUCAUAUGCUCCACCCUUCUCCCAGGCUUCAGGCAGCUACUUGGGGGAAACCCCAAACUGGAGGAGGGUGAGCUGGCCUUCUGUGGCAUGAGCUGAGGACCAAGGGCAGACGGAGCAGGCAGCCACAGGGCCCUGCUUUCCCCGCCAGGGAGGGGGGUAAAGAUGCAUUCCCAGGUGCUUUCCAAGUGCAGCUGUUUUUCAGUCACUGUUUUCAGUGAGGACGUGUGUGUGUGUGUGUGUGUGUGUGUGUGUGUGCGUGCGUGUGCAUGUGUGUGCGUGUGCGUGUCUAAUGUAUAUGAUUGUCUUAGCUUCCAUUUUAAAAAUUCUUUUGUACAGAGAGAUCCUGGGCUUGGGGGGGUGGGGAUGGUUGGAGAUGGUGGUGAUCCCUGGCACAGUGGCUGGGUGUCUGUACCAUGUGGUGGGGGUGGGGGAGGAAGCCUGGACCAUGGUCUCUACUCUUCCUCUUCAAGCCCCCAUGGGCUCAACAAGAAAAGGGCUUUUGAUGAAAUAGGUGAAAUUUUUCUCUUUUUUAAAAAGAUACUGAAACAAACAAAAAAAACCCCCCACACACACACACCCUCCCAGCCAUUGGAAAUAAAGUAUGAAAUUGAAGUUAUUGUGAAUUCA
Messenger RNA from Dromiciops gliroides (monito del monte), 4475 nucleotides. It is a transcript of the gene UNK, whose product is annotated as unk zinc finger. NCBI's taxonomy places the organism in Eukaryota, Metazoa, Chordata, Mammalia, Microbiotheria, Microbiotheriidae. Gene Ontology annotation, biological process: cell morphogenesis involved in neuron differentiation. The record is from RefSeq and is a predicted model, not a curated record. Gene Ontology annotation, molecular function: metal ion binding; mRNA CDS binding.